UAGUAAAUAAAUACGCGCAUGGUUUUGGUGCUGCACUGGGUAACCGAUAUCUUCUAAAAUGGUGGCCAAAAAACACCUUGCUACAAAACGAAAAGCGUCCACUGUGCCGGAUUCGAAGCCAAAUACGAGCAGCAUUAAAAAUUCAAGCCAGAAAACGCCAAGCUCAGCAAUUCAGAGCAUUGUUACCGAUUAUUAUGAGUCCGAUGAAGAUUUACUUACAAGUAUCAAUAACGAAAACGAUGAAGACAGUUCAGAUUCCGAAGAAGAGAAGGCUUCAUCCGAUGAGGAUAACGACGAAGUCGACAGUAUCGAUUCUGACUUCGAAGAUGAGUUAGUUAAAGAUGAAAACGAUGAAGUUGAUUCAGCUGACGACGUAAAUAGUGAUAGUUCCCCCGAGCCAGAAGAGGAAGAAAGUGAUGAUGAAUUAGAGUUCGAAGAGGACGUCGAAGAGCCAGAAAAACCCAAAGCAUUGAAGCUUCUAUCAAAGCCAAGAAACGAAACAAAUUCAAAUGGCCACAAGCAAGAAUAUGAAAGCGGUGAAGAUAAUGACGAGGAAACGUUAAAAUUAUUGGAAGCAGUUAAUAAGGAAGAUGAGGCGCUAGUUGACAUUGAUACUGCUCUAAUAGCUAAAUCAACUAAAACGAAAGGUGUUGGUAUUUUCCCAGGAGAAGCCAAAUCUCGCUUCAGGAGUGACAAAAACCAAGAUGAAUAUGCUGCUGGGGACACUUCGGACGAGGAAGACAUUCGGAACACGGUUGGCAAUAUUCCAAUGCACUGGUAUGACGAAUAUAAACAUGUUGGUUACGAUUGGGAUGGAAAUAAACUGAUCAAACCGGCUAAAACGGAUGCAAUCGAUGAUUUCCUCAGAAAAAUGGAAGAUCCAAACUUUUGGCGAACGGUCAAGGAUCCACAAACUGGUCAGAAUGUUGUGCUCAGCAAUGAAGACAUUGGACUCAUUAAGCGCAUUAUGGCGGGACGAAACCCCGACGAACAAUACGACGAUUAUGAGCCUUGGAUUGAGUGGUUCUCAUCCGAAGUAGAAAAAAUGCCUAUUCGAAAUAUUCCGGAUCAUAAACGAUCUUUUCUACCAAGCAAGUCAGAGAAACAUAAAAUUGGUCGCCUGGUGCAUGCACUAAAGAUGGGUUGGACCAAAACUCGUGCGGAAAUUGAGAAACAAGCGGAAUUGAACAAAGGUCCCAAGUUUUACAUGGCUUGGGACACUGAUCAUGGCAAGGAAGAAAUGCGUCGCAUUCAUGACCAUGUGGUGGCUCCCAAGAGACCGCUGCCGGGUCAUGCUGAAUCCUAUAAUCCUCCACCGGAGUAUCUGUUCAACGAACGUGAGCUAGCAGAAUGGAACAGUCAUGAGGAAGAGCCGUGGAAGAGGAAAUUACAUUACAUCCCACAGAAGUACAAUUCCCUUCGAGAAGUGCCCUACUACGACAAGUACAUUCGAGAGCGGUUCCUGCGGUGUUUGGAUCUUUAUUUGUGUCCGCGUGGCAAACGAACCAGAGUGACUGUUGGCCCUGAAUAUCUGAUUCCAAAACUUCCGUCGCCAAGAGACUUACAGCCUUUCCCGACAUUGCAAAAUUUAAUUUAUAAGGGACACACCAAUAUGAUACGGUCGAUUAGCGUUGAGCCGAAAGGAGAAUAUCUGGUUACGGGUUCUGACGAUCAAACGAUUAAAAUAUGGGAAAUUUCGACAGCACGUUGCAUCAAAACUAUUGAAACGGGAGACAUCGUCCGCUCGGUUGCUUGGUGUCCAAACAGUAAAAUAUCGCUUGUGGCAGUAGCUUCCGGAAAGCGGUUGCUGCUGGUCAAUCCGGGUGUUGGCGAUAGUUUGAUAAGCCGUAAAACGGAUGAUUUGUUAGCAGAAGCGCCCAAGUCCGAGGUUGUUGAUAACGAACGUAUCGCCACGGCCGUGCAAUGGGUAGAACUAACGGAAGAUGAACGAAAAGCCGGUGUUCGCAUCGUGAUCAAUCAUUUCAAGGACAUCAAGCAGGUAACGUGGCACGGUAGAGGUGAUUACUUCGCCGCUGUGAUGCCAGAGGCUGCUAAUCGGUCCGUGCUGAUUCAUCAGUUAUCCAAGCGACGGUCACAAGUGCCAUUUUCAAAGAGCAAAGGUUUAAUUCAGUGUGUGUUGUUCCAUCCGGUCAGACCCUGUCUGUUUGUUGCGACUCAGCGCCAUGUUCGCGUGUAUGAUCUGGUCAAACAGGAGCUACUGAAGAAGUUGUUCCCUAACUGCAAGUGGAUUUCUAGUAUGGCUAUCCAUCCGAAAGGGGAUAACUUAUUGGUUGCAACGUACGAAAAGAAAAUGAUGUGGUUCGACUUGGAUCUCUCGACUCGACCGUAUCAGCAGCUGAAGCUGCACUAUUCUGCUAUAAGAAAUGUUGCGUUUCACUUGCGCUAUCCGUUGUUCGCCUCGGCCAGUGACGAUCGUAGCGUUAUUGUAUCACAUGGAAUGGUAUACAAUGACCUGCUGCAGAAUGCACUAAUUGUUCCCCUGAGACGAUUGGAGCAUCACGAAAAAGUGAAUGAUUUUGGCGCAUUCGAUGUGGUAUUUCAUCCGACUCAGCCGUGGUUGUUUUCCUCCGGUGCUGACAAUACCGUUCGAUUAUACACGUAAGAGUCGCGAGUCGUUUGUUUCUGGUACAGCUAGGGUACGAGUGCUCUAUUUUUGGAUAUAAUGGAAAUGUUCUAGGAAUAAAUGAAAAUUUAUUA
This is a messenger RNA of Malaya genurostris, 2718 nucleotides long. Its product is annotated as ribosome biogenesis protein BOP1 homolog. Gene Ontology annotation, biological process: maturation of LSU-rRNA from tricistronic rRNA transcript (SSU-rRNA, 5.8S rRNA, LSU-rRNA); ribosome biogenesis. Gene Ontology annotation, molecular function: protein binding; ribonucleoprotein complex binding. The coding region runs from base 59 to 2623 and encodes 854 amino acids. Gene Ontology annotation, cellular component: preribosome, large subunit precursor; PeBoW complex. The transcript has 7 exons. The record is from RefSeq and is a predicted model, not a curated record. Lineage: Eukaryota; Metazoa; Arthropoda; Insecta; Diptera; Culicidae.